Messenger RNA from Tupaia belangeri chinensis (Chinese tree shrew), 4153 nucleotides. It is a transcript of the gene ZNF687, whose product is annotated as zinc finger protein 687. The record is from RefSeq and is a predicted model, not a curated record. Bases 188 to 3937 code for a protein of 1249 amino acids. NCBI's taxonomy places the organism in Eukaryota, Metazoa, Chordata, Mammalia, Scandentia, Tupaiidae. The transcript is spliced from 12 exons.
GGAGGGGGGGCGGGGCGGCGGCGGCUGCUGCUGCUGGAGCAGGGCAGAGACCGUCGGGUCUCGGCCCGCACUAGGAGUGGAACAAUGCCAGCUGCCACCUGCUGGGACUAUCUCCAGUUACAGUCUGAAGGCUGGAAAGAGGGUUUGGCAAACUAAGCACCUCUAGCAGUUCUCUGGGACUCACGCUAUGGUGGAGGUGUGCCCAGGGCUGGGACCUGUCGCUAUGGGGGAUAUGAAGACCCCUGAUUUUGACGACCUCCUUGCUGCCUUUGACAUCCCAGACAUUGAUGCAAAUGAAGCCAUCCACUCUGGGCCAGAAGAAAACGAGGGGCCAGGAGGCCCAGGGAAGCCAGAGGCCAGUGUGGGAGGUGACUCUGGAGAUGCAGCAGCAGCUGCUGGGGAUGGCCCUGUGGUUCCAGCCCAGGUCUCUGACCAUGGCCUGCCACCACCAGACAUUUCCGCUGUCAGUGUCAUUGUCAAGAACACUGUGUGUCCUGAACAGUCUGAGACCCUGGCUGGUGGUUCAGGAGGAGAAGGGGCCCGGGUUGGGGGGGUAACUAAGGAAGGACCCGUGGGGUCCCGUCUGAUGCAAAAUGGUUUUGGGGGCCCUGAGCCAUCCCUCCCAGGAGCCCCCCACUCGCCAGUUCCUCCCAGCAGUGGCACCUGGAAAGAAAAAGCCAUGGAAGGCAAAGCUCCUUUGGACCUUUUUGCUCAUUUUGGGCCUGAACCAGGGGAGCACCCUGAUCCCCUGCCUCCCUCUGCACCCUCCCCACCUCGGGAGGGGGCCAUGACCCCACCUCCUUUCCCCUCUUCCUUUGAACUGGCCCGAGAGAAUGGUGGUGCUCUGCUGCCAUCCAGUUCUUCUCCACCGCUAGGGACCUUGAAGCAGGGCAGCUGUAGCCCUCUCCCCUCCCAAAGCCGAGCCCGAAGGGGCUCAGGCUCCAGCCCCGAGGCCAUAGGCAUCCCAGCCAGUGCCUCGCCACCCCAGGUGACGGGUGUGCCCUUCUUCAAGCAGUCUCCAGGGCACCAGAGCCCUCUUACCUCCCCCAAAGUACCCGACUGUCAGCCCCUAAAGGAAGAAGAUGAAGAGGAACCAGUGGACAAGUCCCCCCCAGGAAGUCCCCAGAGUCCCUCUAGUGGAGCUGAGGCUGCAGACGAGGACAGCAACGACUCCCCUGCCUCUAGCUCCUCUAGGCCCCUCAAGGUGCGGAUUAAGACCAUUAAAACGUCCUGUGGAAAUAUCACGAGGACGGUAACCCGGGUCCCCUCAGACCCUGAGCCUCCAGCCCCCUUGGCCGAGGGAACGCUCCUCGCCGAGGCUAGCAUUUUGAAAUUGUCUCCUGCAGCCCCGAACCCUGAGGGUCCAAAGGUGGUGAGUGUGCAACUAGGGGAUGGCACGAGACUGAAGGGCACUGUGUUGCCUGUGGCCACCAUCCAGAACGCCAGUACUGCCAUGCUGAUGGCAGCCAGUGUGGCUCGCAAAGCUGUGGUUCUGCCAGGGGGGACUGCUACCAGCCCCAAGACAAUGGCUAAGAAUGUGCUAGGCCUGGUGCCUCAAGCCCUGCCCAAGGCUGAGGGACGGGCAGGGCUGGGCACAGGAGGGCAGAAGGUGAACGGUGCCUCAGUGGUGAUGGUGCAGCCUUCAAAGUCGGCCGCAGGGCCAGGUACAGGCGGGGGCACGGUGAUCUCUCGGACCCAGUCCAGCCUGGUGGAGGCCUUCAAUAAGAUCCUCAACAGUAAGAACCUGCUGCCUGCCUAUCGGCCAAAUCUGAGCCCACCUGCUGAGGCUGGCCUGGCCCUGCCUCCGACUGGCUACCGCUGCCUUGAGUGUGGCGAUGCCUUCUCGUUGGAGAAGAGUCUGGCACGACACUACGACCGCCGGAGCAUGCGCAUCGAGGUCACCUGCAACCACUGUGCUCGCCGCCUGGUCUUCUUCAACAAGUGCAGCCUGCUCCUGCAUGCGCGUGAGCACAAGGACAAGGGGCUCGUCAUGCAGUGCUCCCACCUGGUCAUGAGGCCUGUGGCUCUUGACCAGAUGGUGGGGCAGCCGGACAUCACGCCCCUGCUGCCUGUGGCCAUCCCACCUGCCCCAGCACCUCCGGCCUUCUCUGCCUUGGGCAAGGGUGAGGGGGCCAUUGCCACCUCUGCUGUUACCACAGUUGCAGCCGAGGCCCCGGUGCUGCCACUAUCCACAGAACCGCCUGCUGCCCCUGCCACCUCCGCUUACACGUGCUUUCGCUGCCUGGAGUGCAAGGAGCAGUGCCGGGACAAGGCCGGCAUGGCGGCCCACUUCCAGCAGCUCGGGGCUCCUGCCCUUGGAGCCACCAGCAAUGUGUGCCCGACCUGCCCCAUGAUGCUCCCCAGUCGCUGCAGCUUCAGUGCCCAUCAGCGUGUGCAUAAGAACCGAGCCCCCCACGUCUGUCCCGAGUGUGGGGGCAACUUCCUGCAAGCCAAUUUUCAGACCCAUCUUCGGGAGGCCUGUCUGCACUUCUCUCGCCGUGUAGGAUACAGGUGUCCCAGCUGUUCCGUGGUGUUUGGGGGUGUGAACUCCAUCAAGUCCCACAUCCAGACGUCACACUGCGAGGUGUUCCACAAGUGCCCCAUCUGCCCCAUGGCCUUCAAGUCUGCACCCAGCGCCCACGCCCACCUCUACAGCCAGCAUCCAAGCUUCCACACGCAGCAGGCCAAGCUGAUCUACAAGUGCGCCAUGUGCGACACGGUCUUCACUCACAAACCCCUCCUCUCCUCACACUUCGACCAGCAUCUGCUGCCCCAGCGUGUCAGUGUCUUUAAGUGCCCGUCCUGCCCUCUGCUCUUUGCCCAAAAAAGGACCAUGCUGGAACAUCUCAAGAACACCCAUCAGUCUGGACGCCUCGGAGAGGAGACUGCUGGUAAAGGGGCUGCGGGUUCCCUUCUCACUCCCAAGUCUGAGCCUGAGGAGCUGGCUGUGUCUCGAGGAGGAGAAGCCCCCGCUACGGAAGAGUCUUCUUCAUCCUCAGAAGAAGAGGAACUGCCCAGCUCCCCUGAGCCCCCGCGUCCAGCCAAACGGCCCCGACGGGACCUAGGCAGCAAAGGCGGCAAGGGUGGGGGCGGGGGGCCUGGGGGCUGGGCCUGUGGCCUCUGUCACUCCUGGUUCCCUGAGCGGGACGAGUAUGUGGCCCACAUGAAGAAAGAGCAUGGCAAGUCCGUGAAGAAGUUUCCCUGUCGCCUGUGCGAGCGCUCCUUCUGCUCCGCCCCCAGCCUGAGGCGCCACGUCAGGGUCAAUCACGAGGGAAUCAAGCGAGUGUAUCCCUGCAGGUAUUGCACAGAGGGGAAACGCACCUUCAGCAGCCGCUUGAUCCUGGAGAAGCACGUCCAGGUCCGGCAUGGCCUGCAGCUCGGGGCCCAGUCCCCUGGCCGGGGGAGCACACUGUCUCGGGGGCCUGGUGCCAGGGUCCAGGGGCCAGGACGGAAACGCCGUCAGUCUUCCGACUCGUGCAGUGAGGAGCCUGAUAGCACAACGCCGCCAGCCAAGUCCCCCCGGGGUGGACCUGGGUCAGGAGGCCAUGGCCCCCUGCGCUACAGGAGCGGCGGCUCAGCGGAACAAAGCCUCGUGGUGGGGCUGAGGGUGGAUGGCGGUGCUCAGCAGUGCCUCGACUGUGGCUUAUGCUUUGCCUCCCCUGGCUCCCUGAGCCGGCACCGUUUCAUCAGCCACAAGAAGAGACGGGGUGCGGGUAGAGCCGGUGCCCUAGGGCUAGAGGAAGGGGAGGAAGAGGCCCCCCCUCCAUCCAGGUCUGACCCAGAGGGUGGAGACUCGCCCUUGUCUGCUUCUGGAGGCCCACUGACCUGCAAGGUCUGUGGCAAGAGCUGCGACAGCCCCCUCAACCUCAAGACCCAUUUUCGCACGCAUGGCAUGGCCUUCAUCAGGGCCCGGCAGGGGGGCAGUGGGGACAACUAGGCCCUGACCUGGGAACGGGCCUGGGACUGAUGCGUUCCCUGUGCCCCAGAAGCCUGGGUUUCACUGCUGCUGCUGGUCCCUGGGCUGGGGAGUUUUAACAUUCGCAUUUCGUUCAGUUCCUCUCUCCCAUCUCUGAAGAAAAAAGGCUUGUGAGGAUCAUAGUUACUUGCAAUCCUCUCUUUGGGUUUGGCCCUUGGGUACUAGUUAAGAGUGGCC